Molecule: messenger RNA, 2520 nt
Organism: Symbiodinium sp. CCMP2456
Lineage: Eukaryota; Dinophyceae; Suessiales; Symbiodiniaceae
Source: the annotation of a GenBank genome assembly
GAGAACUUGUACUGCAAGUGCACCUGGAUAGACAACUGGUGGUUCCACCUGGUCGAGGACUUGCCACGCAUUCUCGGAUCUCCGAAAGAUGGGGACGUGAUGUUUGUCCGCGAUGUCGCAGGUAAUGCCAGCCGGAAGAGCUUGCCUUCCUGGCAGCUGCUGGAGAAGUUGGUUUUCAACGAAAGGCUGUGUCAGCACGAAUCGUCGCUGCUGGAAUUGCUGUCAGUCCAGAGCCUCUGCGUCCCCGGAGCGCUGGCCACGGACUUGCUGUGCACGCUCUACUACAGCUUUGCCUUCCGCAGCACGGAGCGGCUCCUGCUCCUUGCGGCGCGGCGCGCGCGGCGCCUGCGGCUGCUGUUCAACCAGGCCAAGGCGUGUUUGGAUGCCACUCCUUGGCCCUUCGACAUCGAAGACCUCGAAGAGUUUACCAGACGCUGGCUGGAGUUCGAGGCGGAGGUUUGGCCGCCUCAGGGGACUCCCCGUGUGGAGGAGGCCCCACCACCGCCACGCUGGACGGGGCGAAGCAAACCAAAGCCACGAAGCUCGCUACCUGCAGACCUCCGUCGGUGCAUACCUCUGCAGCGCGGGGCUGCUGCCAGUCAGAGCUCGAUGGCAGCACACUGUUGGGCCCGGCGAGCCACCUCAAUGGAUUCGAGCUGCAAGGAUUGUUGCGAUCCACGCUUUCCGCGUGGGCGGAGAGAAUGUUUCGGCGGAGUAUGGACGUUUGAGGCCUGCUGCGCACCGGACGAUCUGACGGCUGGGUGGGGGCCACCCCCGGAGGCCGUGGAGACACUGACGAGUCCCGGGAGCCAUUCGGGACCCUUCCAGCAGCUCCGGGAGCUCCGCGCAGAGCUCCGAAAGGCCCGGCAAAUGUCCGGAAAUCCUGGCCGCAGGGCGGAAAACCAGGGCACAGCAAACUGGGAUCAGCUUCGACAGUGGGUCGAGGCGCAGCUGGCUCUACCAGCCAGUGAAGGAGGUCGUCAGAAGCUCUUUCCCGAGCUCGACCUCCUCGUGUCCACGCGCGCCUGCGUGGGCCCGCAAAUGGAGUUGCCAUGGUUCCUUCUCGGCGGACGUGCAGAAGAUGCUGGUGUUGAGCUGGCGUCACGGAGUGGAGCCUUGUGUGGGCCCGGCUUGCCGGUGGCCGGAGAGCUGGUCUCCCGUCCCGGCCGCCGAGCUACGGUGCCCAGCCGUGGCAUCGAGGAGACUCCGGGGCUCCAUCGCUUGGAGGCGUACGGCCUCGAGCUCAUGGCACCCUGCCGUGUUCAAAACGCAUCUGCUGAUGGCAGAUGCUUCUGCGGAGCGGAGCCGUGCAGCACCUGGACAGAGUUCGGGCGGCAGUGCUGCCGCGAAGAUGACGGCAUCGUGUGGCAUGGGGUAGGCCUCCUUACAGGAGAGCUGCGAACCAACAUCGCACACUUCGCGCGAGAUGCCCUGUGGCUCCAUCGCCUCUUCCAAGGCAGAGAGCCACUAGAGUCCCUGAGCAGCGGACGGACCGUGGAGCAGGUGCUCACGAAGCACGCAGCCACGGAAUGCAUAGAGAAUGACCGGUGCGUGAAGACUGGGCGACAGGUUAUCCUCUCCAUGGAGCAGUUCCUGGAAGAGGUGGCCUUUCAGGACUCCAUCUCGCCUAAGCCACCCGUCUUCCAUGCAGGGCAUCCCGACCGGAACCACACGGACUGCUUCGCCGUAGCAGCGCAGCGCUGGCGGCCGUUUCCUGGAGAUGCUACGCAGGUACAGAGCUACCGUGUCAAGGCUUUGCGAAAAUGCAGGAUUACAGAUCGGGGUUUGCGGCCAAAGAUCCUUUUCGUUCGGAGGAAUGCUGCAACCCGGCGCUGGAGGGACGAGAAAGCAGUUCUCGCCCACCUGAAGGCUUUCGCGACCUCCAUCGAUGCAGAGCUUGUUUCCGCUAUCCUUGGUCACCUUUCCGUUUGUGAGCAAGUGGAGGUGAUGCACGAUGCCAUGCUGAUGAUUGCCGUCCACGGAGCAGAUUUGACGAAUAUGAUUUUUCUGCCAGCCAGUGCCGCAGUGCUCGAGCUCGGCGUGGAGUGCGAGUUGGAAGGGUCCGGCGUGGACUCAGCACACUGGCGGGGUCCAGGAACCCUGAUGAACAGUUCUGUCCGAGAUCAUGCCUCGGAUUUGUGGUUCAAACAGCAGAAAGACGGGUUGUGUCCGCAGCCUGGAGAGACUCUGGAUCCGGACGAGUGGCUACUAGGCUUCCCCAUCUCCCAGUUCGCCAAGCUGGCCAGGCAGGCGAAUUUACUCUACACCGCCAUCAUGAACUGCCGCGCGGCAAAGUGUCUUCGCGAGCAGACCCCCGGCAAGGCCUUCGACAGGACGUGGUGCAACGGCGACGACAAGAAGCAACCGUGGGUGGAGGUGGAGCCCGCCGAAACUAUGAUCCCAACCAUGUGGGUCAUCUACGAUGAGUACCUUCGGCAGUUGCUGCCGCCUCCGCUUGAGGCGGAUGGCACAGGAGCUGCCGAUCACCACCAGCAGGAGGACUCAGCGGCUGGAGCUCGA